Electrophorus electricus (electric eel) is the source of this 4754-nucleotide messenger RNA. Lineage: Eukaryota; Metazoa; Chordata; Actinopteri; Gymnotiformes; Gymnotidae. The record is from RefSeq and is a predicted model, not a curated record.
CUCAUACUGAGACAUGACGCAUGGUCCUCUGUCUCGCUGCCAGGACCCACUGGGUUGCCAGCUGCCAAAUCUGCGAGCGUCUACGAAGUGACGGAUGUGAGCGUGAGUUUGACUUCCUUUCCUCUGGAUACCGCACUGAUGCAGUAGGCAUCGCUGGCAAAAGGCACCACGGGCCCUUUGCUAAUCUCAGAUUUCUCCACAGCUCCGGCACUACCACCCAACCUCAUAAAAGGCGCACACUUGUCAUGGCUCUCUUUUCUCUGGACAACCUGGUAAACAUGCAUCUCAUCACAUAACAUCACACAGUCACGGGGUGUCUUAUAUUGUCCUGAUGAAAGGGCUGAUCAUCUGCCCUCAUUCCAUACCCAGAGAAAGACGCAUCAACAUGAAUGAAAUAGGAAUGAUUCUUACAUUUACAUGAUUGAUUCUGAAUGAUUCUGAUAACAGAUUUUAAUUUUAAUUUUAUGAUCAUGUGUUACAUAUGGGAUUAUGGGGGUGUUGAAUUGUUGCUAUUUUUAUUAUAACUAUUGAUCUUAGAAUAGGUACAUUGCCUAUGACAGUGUAGCCUAUUCUCUAAUAUGUAUUUAGAUAAAUUGCAUACAUUCUAACUGGUCCUGGAUUUUAAUAGGUAAUAACCCCUUUAGUCUGCAAGUGCGAGCGGCAGGUAUUUAAUGCACAAUAUAAAAAGAAGAGCAACAGUGACAGCUGUGUACAUCUUACUUACUUUGGCACUGAUGUUAACCAUGGAAAUGAGUCAAACCAGGGGCAUUGUUAGGGGUGGGCUUUUAAAGUCUUAAACCCUGAAUGUUUUGAUACCAUCCCAAAAUGUUUUCCAUCUCAGGUUUAGAACAAUAAAUGCUCCUCCCCUUAGGCCACCUACUCACCAAAACAGAAGGCAUGAGACAGAUGACAUGGACAUGUGUUUGUUUGUUUUUUUCCCAAAAGCAGGAUAAAAAAGGAUGGUGAAGGGGAAUUUGCUACAGUUCAGGUUAUUGAAGGACAAACAAAGCAACUAAUAUAUAGAUUUUAGUUACUUAACUAAAAUCGUAGCUAAAGAUUUAUUUUUACUCUUAGAUGAGAAAACAUGAACCGACACCAUUCUGUUGCUGUACACUCGCAGCCUUAUAUAACUGUGUUGUUAUAAUGUUAGCCCUCUUCACUGUGAAACAAACCUGUUUGGUGAUGUUAUAAAAGUAUAUAUGGCUUGGUCAAAUUUACAUUUAUGGCAUUUAGCAGAUGCUCUUAUCCAGAGCACCUUACAAAAGAGCUUUGUCAUACUCACAGAAUGCCUCCUAGCCAGUACUGCGAUGGCUGUAGAACGUGCGGAAAAAGAAAGGAAAGCUGCUGGUUGAGGUAGCACUGUCAGGAAUACAAUAAAAACAAACCCACAUGGUGACAUUAUCUUGGUAACCAAAUAGGAAGCAAACACACACAAUUACGUGGCUCUCGGUGCCAUGUGAACAGUGACACUUACAUGGAGUGGGAAAUCAUGACAUACCCCACCCCCUUCAAUACACUGGUCAUGUAAUGCAUCUGAGGUCGUUAGGCUUCGAAGCAAGAAAGGACCAUGUGGUAAGACCACUGAGGCAAAUGUUCCAGAUCAGGAUCAGUGGCAGGAAAGGAGCAUAGAUGGGCACUGAGACGGGAACAGAGACCAGGCCUAAAACAGGGACCACAGAACAAUCAUGAGCCAGGAUAGGAGCUGCACAUGGAUGUGGGAAUGCCACAAAAGCUGUAGAUGAAAUAAAAGAUGGGCCUGGGACCGAGGCUGGAGAUGGAACAAGAAACAAGAAACAGGGAUGAACAGGGACCUGGAGCUGUGGCCAGAGAUGGGAACAAGAUGGGAAAAAUGAGCAAUGGACUGGACAUGGGAUUGAAUAGGAGGCUGGACAGGAAGCAAUAUGAUAGCAGGAGUAAUGUGCUGAACAGUAGAUGGGACAACUGGUGGAGUAGGGAACUGAACAGGAGAGUGGAUGACAUAAGAUUGAACAAGAGACAGUAUAAAAGGGAGCAUAGGGACAGGAACAUAGUCACACACAGAGAUAGGGAAGAUAUCAAGGCUGAACUCAGGGCGUUUGGGAGGCAGCAGAGCAGCGAUAACACACUCGGCGUAUGCGGAAAACCUUUGUGAGUGGUUGAAGAAAGUCUUGGCUGUAAAACGGCUUAUGUUUUCUCACCGUUUUCUGUUCGUGGACGAUUCCUAGAUUAACCUUGAGACAAGGUAGGAUCAUAUUACUUUGCCGUUUUGAUCCGCUAAAAUACCCUGUAUGACGUAUUUUGUGCAUGCUGUUCUUUUAAUCUCUUUAGCCUAUUAUUAUUAUUAUUAUUAUUAUUAUUAUUCCUCGCAAAAUUCUAAACUAGGCUAUUUUUCCAUUUUAGGAUUACAAGCCAUUUGUGUUUAUAGAAAGAUCAAAUAUAAGAUUCUAGUUUAAUAUAUGAGAUGGUUUUAAUGUCUUUAUUAAAUCUUACAACUUAUUGCAGAUAAUCAGUACUGUGAUGUCAUUUUUUCAUAAUCAGUAUAAAGCAUUUCUAAACAUUUUUGUUCAGGUGAUUUAGAUUUCCAAAUACCCUACAUGAAAAAUGUAAGUCAUACAGUUUUGUACAGUCGAGGGGGAUCAAAGAUCCUCUUUGUUGGUGGGUCAAAUUAUGUUUUAAUGGUGGAUGUCAACACCGAUCAUAUUAUAGAGAACAUCAGUCUGGCAGCUAACAUUGAUCACCUUUGUGAGAGUUCUUCUGAAAAUAUGGUAACAGUAAUUGAGGAGCUUCAGGAUUGCCUUUUAGUUUGUGGGACAAAUGGAGAACAACCAAAGUGCUGGAACGUGUAUCCCAGUGAGAACAAUCACACUAGUAAGGUCUUGGAAAGUGUUGAUGGCAUUUGCAUCUCUCCUCACAUAUACUCACAGAACUCCUUGACUCUUGUGGCAGAUGGAGACCUUUAUGCUGCAGCUCCUCUUUACAAGGAUGGAACUUCAUUACAGUUCAGACGGAAAGCUGGCAACAAAAUCAACAUGUGGAUGUAUGAUGCAUGGAUUGCAGAACCGACGUUCAUCUCUGCCUUCUUUGCCAAGAGAAUUGAAGACCCAAUUAAUGAAAAAAUAUAUGUUCUUUUUCGAGAGAAAAACCCAGACAACAGCCCAGAGGCUGAUCCUUGGCUCUCUAGAGUUGCCAGAGUAUGCAAGACUGAUCAGGGAGGGCCUAAGGGACUUCUUCAGAACAUUUGGACAUCCUUUCUUAAGGCUCGGCUUGUGUGUGCGAUUCCCAGGGAGUCUUUGUAUUUCAAUCGUCUGCAGGAUGCCUUUGUAUUGCACUCUGAAGACUGGAGGGAUUCACGUGUCUAUGCUUUGUUCUCAAGCAGCUGGAACUCUACAGCUGUUUGCAUAUACUCCUUAGCUGAGUUAGAUGAUAUUUUUGAGAGUUCCACUUUCAAAGGCUACAGUGAUGACAUUCCCAAUCCAAGGCCAGGAACUUGUGUCAACAACAGUAAAUCUCUGCCUAUCCACACUAUCACUGUCAUCAAAAACCACCCAGAGAUGACUGACUGGAUACACCCUAUACAGAAACACUCUCCUUUUUACAUUAGUAAUUACAAUUAUACCAAAAUAGUAGUUGACAGGGUGCAGGCCGCAGAUGAAAAAAUGUACCAUGUGAUACUGCUUGCCACAGACACUGGCAUGAUCCAUAAGGUUCUGGAGGAUGAUUCUAAACCUUUCAUUAUUUCUGAGACACGUCUACUUAAUGGCUCAGCCCCUGUGCAGUCUAUGAAACUAAAUUCUGAAAAGAGAAAGCUGUUCAUAGGUUACCCUGGACAGCUGUUUGUCUUAGACCUACAGAGGUGCCAGGACUAUAAUACUUCGUGUCAGGAUUGUGUUCUUGCCCGUGACCCAUACUGUGCUUGGACUAAAAAUGGAUGUACCUCACAAAUCAGAGGGGGCACUCAAAACAUUGCCACUGGUAAGACACAUGUAUGUCCUACAAAUCCAGCUCCAAAUGCAGUGAGAACCAAGCGGCAUGUACCAUCGUUAUUGGCAUCUUCCUCAAUAAUAGAACACACUGUGCCCCAUGGCUUUCCCUUCUACCUCUCCUGCCCUAUCAUGUCCCACCACGCCACCUACACCUGGAUGCACAAAGGUGAGAGAAUCUCCUGCCAGCAGACUGAGACUGACUGCCUCCAUCUCAUACCAGCAAUUGGAGCAGGUGACUAUGGAACAUACAGAUGUGAAACAAGGGAGCGUGACUACAGUCAAGUGGUUAAAGAAUAUCACCUGGGUGUCUUCUGGUCUGUAAACAACGGGUUUAGACUGACAGAGCAGAAAGAACCGCUGCUGGCUGUGUGGGCUGCUCUUCUUUUUAUACUGCAUGUGUAAAGUAUGAGUAUGAGUCUGAAUUACACAUAGCAUGGCACAACCCUGGUUAGACUGUUAGUCACUCUGUCAGUGAAGUCAUACUCUUGCAAAAGUGAUACUCCCUUAUUUAUUGUUGUGGUUGUUUGGCAGAUACUAGAAUAACUGAAAUAUCUUGCUCAGGGCUCAUAUUUAAAUAAAUACAACACAGGAUUUAAGCAGUCAUAAAAUGUUUUUUUGUCAUUGUAUUAGUAGGUUACAUGUUUGUCUAAUUAUACCAUGGACUCUGGACAAAAACCCAAGGUUCCUUGGAACAGUAAGUAAGUACCGAAAGGUGCAGUGGUAGUUCAGUGGGUAAUGUACUGGACUUAUAAUCAGAAGGUUUCUGGUUCAAGUCCCGUUGCCACUGUUGGG